AUUUAUGACCACAUUAGCAACGCUCAGACACCUGUUGACACAGUGCUUAAUCUCUCUCACCGACGAGGUGACUGAAAAAGGGCGAUCACCAUGGGGAAUAAGCCUUCGCAAGAGCGAAUGGAUAAAUGUAAUAUCCAGAAAGAACGCUACAAAUUUAUCGAGCAUCUGAUACAGUUGGAGCCUGGAUUGGCGGAAGAGAUACAGGACAGCUUAAAGCAGAGCGUAGGUUCUGAUAAUAAUCCCGAAAUGAUUGACCCUGGGAAAUAUGACUUCCCUUUCGAAAACCUGGCGUUCGAAGGUGGUGGAGUUAAAGGUCUGGCGCAUUGCGGAGCUGUCAAGUAUCUAGAAGAAAUCGGAGCCAUGUCAGACAUCAAGCGUGUGUCUGGAUCCAGCGCAGGGGCCAUCAUGGCGGUUCUGGUCGCCAUUGGUCUAAAUUGCAGUCAGCUACAAGAACACAUUGGAAGGAACACGAGCGAAAUAUUUCUUGACAGGGGUGGACUUGUAACAGGUCUCCGAAACCUCCUGAAUAGAUUUGGCUGGCAUCCAGGAGACAACAUGUACAACUGGCUUGGCGAUUUAUUGCGUCAGGAAACGGGGUCUGAAGACAUAACAUUUGAGCAGGUACGGAAGAAAUAUGGCCGCGAGGUGUGCGUGGUUGUCACCAACCUGAACCUCAUGACUGCAGAAUACUGUCACCCCAAAACUACACCGGAUAUGCCAGUCAGGAUGGCAGUGCGCAUGUCAGUGUCCAUUCCCGGCCUAUUUGCUCCUACUGUCUAUUCUCUUCAUGGAACAGAGGAUGUGUUUAUUGAUGGAGGAGUCCUCUGUAAUUAUCCAGUGCAUUGUUUUGAUGGUUGGUUCUUGUCCAUGGCAAAAGGUGACAACUUCCUCAAACGACUACAACCACUGGACAAUAUUCCUAUGUUGUAUGAAAACAGAUUCAAAGAGACAACAGCACACAACAAAACACUUGGGUUUCUCCUUUACGCAGACGACGAAAUAGAUUAUCUCAGGCCGGACCUGGAAAGGAAGAUCGGAAUUGUCCAACCCCUCAGGCCAAGCAAGGAAACAAAACUAUACAAGAAAUGGUUCCACAAGAAGGAGGAUAUGGUGAAAUCAAAACGUAUUCACCAGAGGAUUACUGUGGCCGUGGAUUCAUUUUUGAAGGUUCUUGAGGAAUGCAACACUGAUGAAGUGAACGUCAUUGACAGGGAAGAGUUAGAAAACGCACUCAAAAGCGAAUCGUUCUCGAAGGAUCAGGCAGAAAUUCUGUUUGGAAAGGAUGCGAGUCCAGAGUAUGUAUUUUCUCUUUUGGAUCAGGACGGAAAUGGAAAGAUUCAUUACAGUGAAGUUGUGAGUUUCAUUGAAGAACAUGGCAUCCAUAUCAAACACCGAUCACUUGGCUUCAGAAGGAAUGAUAUUAACAGCCUGCGGAGCUACAUGAGCGGCAUCAAGAACACACUAAUGUCAAACAUCAAGAGAAUCACUGUCAAGCCGAAUGACAUUGACAGGACUGUUGGCAUCAAUACCGGCCACGUGGACACCACAGACUUCGACCUUGAGGAAGAAGAUAAGGAGUUUGUGAUCUUGCGGGGAUACAACUCCUGCCGUGCCUUCUUGCAACAUUUCAUCGCUGAUAACAAUCUGCAACCCAGGGAGGACGGCAAGACAGGCGACAAAACGGAAGAGCAUCCUUCAGCUGAGAAGCAAUGAAACUCUUUAACCUCAGCAGAAAACUGGCCGUUGCAGUGAGGAAUGUGACCAAUGGAGAUUGUACUUCGCAGUGGUGGUGGUGGUGUGAUCGAGAUUAUAUUUGCUGAUAUGUGAUUAUGGACUAUUCUUAACUUUAUGCUUUACACAGGGCGGAAGGAAAAAUAUUUAUAAUAUAUAUAAAAUAAUAUUUUACUAGUUUAGAAGAGAUUGUACAAUGGUGCUGCGUCCAGCGUCAUUAUGAAUGUAUUGUGUACAUAUACUGAGGGUUAAAAGAAAGUAUACCGAGUUUGUUUUUCUUGAAAUUGAAAAUUGAAAGAACUGUUGUUGAACUUCAUUAUGUCUAUUUAACAAUCACUCAUAUCAUGGCGUUAAGUGCCGAUGUUAAAACAACAUCCAUUGUUCAAAGGGUUAACCGAUAACACGGUGAUUGAUUGCUCAUUGUUAUCUUACUCAAUGAAUUCUUUUUGAAGAACCGUGGACAUUAUGCAAAUAGUUGUCACGUGGGCUUUCUCAGCUGACCUUUGAAACUUGACACCCACAUGUAUGUGAAAC
Haliotis rufescens (red abalone) is the source of this 2265-nucleotide messenger RNA. RefSeq lists its product as uncharacterized. Gene Ontology annotation, biological process: lipid metabolic process. NCBI's taxonomy places the organism in Eukaryota, Metazoa, Mollusca, Gastropoda, Lepetellida, Haliotidae. The record is from RefSeq and is a predicted model, not a curated record. The transcript has 14 exons. The coding region runs from base 91 to 1713 and encodes 540 amino acids. Gene Ontology annotation, molecular function: calcium ion binding.